UUGCGCCGAGUAGAGACAGAGCCUAGUAUAUCCAGCGUGUGUUUGUUGUUAUAUAGUCUGCCAUGUCUUUCACCAAGGGAUUUUUGUCGGGAACAGUUGCAUCAGUCACUUGUUGUGCGUUGUACUCGUUGUUAGAUGUCACGCCGAGAAAGUCUGAUGUUCUCGAGUCUGUGGACCAUGCCUUACUGGAGGAUGUGGCCAAACUGGAGAAGACUCGGGAGAUAUUGAAGUACGGUAUUCCAGACAGAGGGCCAGCCAUCCGUUCCUAUAGCGACCAUGUGCUAGCAUACGACCAGGCCAGGAAGAUUCCUGUAUGGGUUGCAGAGCAUCUCCACCGAGGGAAACUGACAGGUUCAGCCAAUCGGAAGAAGUCCCGGUUUCUGCCCGACCUGGACUUAGAGAGCAGGUUUUCCGCCACCAACGAUGACUUCUGGCACAGUGGCUGGUCCCGCGGUCACAUGGCACCUGCCGGCAAUUAUAAGUAUGACCAGCGGUCCAUGAGUGACACGUUCUACCUGACCAACAUCCUGCCCCAAGACAUAGAUAACAAUAGUGGCUUCUGGAAUAGAUUUGAGAUGUACUGUCGCGACCUCACCAAGAAAUUCAAGGACGUGCGUGUCAUCAGUGGGCCUGUGACCUUGCCAGAGGUUGCGGAGGAUGGAAAACUGUAUGUGACCUAUGAAGUGAUUGGAAAGAGUCAGGUCGCUGUUCCAACCCAUCUGUUCAAGGUCAUUGUUGCAGAAAAUGACAAUGACUCACAUAAGAAAUACGUUGGUGCAUUUAUUGUCCCAAACAAGCCAAUAUCGAGUCAUAAACUACAGGAUUUUGAAGUGAGUGUAGAUGAUUUGGAAAGAAAAACGGGUGUUACGUUUUUACCCAAACUGGAUAAAUCGAUGCAGUCAAGUUUAUGUGGGAAAGAUGGAUGUGCCAUUAUGUCCAGUAAUGAAUUUGAAUUGGACUUGACGAGGCGGAGAAUCAAGUGGGCAGACAGUGUUCACCAACUAGAGAAGUCAUGGACAGAACUUCAGAACAAACGUAUAAAACCUGAUGAGCAUCUAGUUAUUCUAUACCAGAACAGAAGAAAUGAACUGGUACAAAAAGAAAAAUUAAAACAUGAACUCUGAUAUAGUUUUCUUGUUACAAUGUUUUUCAAUUAAACAUGGCAACUGCAUUGCUCAUCAGCUUAACCAUU
This is a messenger RNA of Haliotis rufescens (red abalone), 1192 nucleotides long. Its product is annotated as nuclease EXOG, mitochondrial-like. Gene Ontology annotation, molecular function: nucleic acid binding; single-stranded DNA endonuclease activity; metal ion binding. The record is from RefSeq and is a predicted model, not a curated record. Gene Ontology annotation, biological process: apoptotic DNA fragmentation. Gene Ontology annotation, cellular component: nucleus; mitochondrial inner membrane. The coding region runs from base 63 to 1124 and encodes 353 amino acids. Lineage: Eukaryota; Metazoa; Mollusca; Gastropoda; Lepetellida; Haliotidae. The transcript is spliced from 5 exons.